UCAACGGCAAAACAGCAACAUUUAGCGGGCAGGCAGGCACAGGAAAGACAAAUCCAUGACCCGAAGUUGGAGGAUGCAGACCAGGCCCUCAGUGAGCUCCAGCCUAGGCCCUUUAAGGAUUUUCGGUUAGUCCUGCGGGCCAACAAUUUUGAAAGGUGUUCCUUUAGCAAAGACUGUCCCUUCAAGUUUCAGGACUCUGGUAAAAUUGAAAUGCAUUCCGUUUGCCAUAAGGACAACAUCUGCGAAUGCGGCUUGGCUUGGCACCCUUGCUAUGCUCACCUCUUUAAAGCCCAUAGUGAACUGUCUGCAGUCUCGCUGAAGUGGCGGCCCAGGGUGCUCCGCUAUCUGGCCAUCGUUUAGCGGAUGAAGAACUUGUAGAAACAGUUCGCCGAAAGGGCCAUACAACAGGCCACCCCGCCUCUUUCUCCCAAGAAGAACAAAUACUAGGCGGAGAAGACCUAUGAUAUCUGCAGUCAACGCUUUAUUUGCAUUGUGUGCGGCACGAAGUCGGUGCACAAGGCGAACUUAAUAGUAAGGUUUCCACCCAAAUUCUCUUUAUUACUAGCAACCUCUACGUCAAUUCACGUCCACAUGCGCCAGCACAUCAGCGAGAAGGCAAUGUAGUGCGGCGAGUGCAAGUCCUCCAUUCGCGAUCCCAGUAUUCUGCACAAGCACUAGCGUCGGCAAUGGCUCGGAAGCCAGGAUGGCUAAAGCAGCGUCAAGUGCGGACAUGUGGAGGUCAAUGCCAAAAGUUUGUUGUCACACAAGCAGGAUCAUUAGGGACUAAUCACAAACUGUGAGGAUUCCAUGGAUUCCACACAGGCUAAGGCCGGCUUCAAGUAUCCCCGCACGAUGGCCGACCAGAAUGGAGACGUAAGUUCAUAAUGUUUUAUACCCAAGAAACUCGUUGACUCGCAGCCCCAUGAUCCAGCCGUGGACACGGGUGAAGUGACCAUACCAGCUCCACCCUCUGAGAAUACUCAGUUUCCCACGUACUAGAAAGAUUAG
Drosophila kikkawai is the source of this 1008-nucleotide messenger RNA. The record is from RefSeq and is a predicted model, not a curated record. Lineage: Eukaryota; Metazoa; Arthropoda; Insecta; Diptera; Drosophilidae.